Molecule: messenger RNA, 1581 nt
Organism: Penicillium verhagenii
Lineage: Eukaryota; Fungi; Ascomycota; Eurotiomycetes; Eurotiales; Aspergillaceae
Gene: spp2
Product: spliceosome ATPase-activating subunit SPP2
Exons: 1
Coding region: 1-1581 (526 amino acids)
Biological process (GO): mRNA splicing, via spliceosome
Cellular component (GO): spliceosomal complex
Molecular function (GO): nucleic acid binding
Source: RefSeq, a predicted model, not a curated record
AUGUCUUCAUCAGGGGGUUCCGAAAACCGCAACGGCGGUUCUUCCAAACCAUUCUCACUUUCCUCGAGUGCCAACGGCGCCCCCAAGAAAACUGCCUUCAACUUCCAGGCAAGUCGCGGCCGUCCCACUGCAGACAAGGGCUGUUCUCUCCCUCGCCGACCACACCAACUUGGGCAUGGGGAUGAUUCCUCGGACGAAGAUGAGCGGAUCCCCGCCCACGAGGAGCUUGCUGGGUUCAACACUCUCACAGGCGACGCAAUCACUGCCGACGGAGAAGCCGUCAAAAAGGCAGGGCCGUUGGUGAUUCCGGUUACGAGCAAAAAUAACUGGCGCGACCGCGCAGGUGUCAAUGUGAAGAAGGGAAAGAACCUUUUGCCAGCCGAAGUUCAGGCCAUGCAAGAGGCCCAGAGAAAUGGACAAGCUCCUGGAAGUGCCGUUGAAACCGAAGGGCCCAGCAUGGCUUAUGGGCUUAGCUUUGCGCAGCAGAGUGAACGAAACGAGCAUGAUAUUACCGACGCAGAUCAUCCAAUGACAGAGGCGAAAUCAACUUCACCUCCCCCUGCCGAGAAUAAGCCUCUUACGGACGAUGAGAUCGCCCUUCAAGCUUUGAUUCGGGAGACCCAGGGAGAACCAGAGCGGAGGUCAGAUUUGGUGAUUGAGGCCUCGAAAUCUCGGGACGAUGAAGAACAAGCGCCUUCUCGCUACGACGAAACUAGCAAUUUCCGAACUGACGUAGAUUCUCGUCCCGAAUCCGCGACAUUGGACCAAUACAAUGCUAUUCCGGUGGAGGAAUUCGGUGCUGCUUUGCUACGGGGAAUGGGCUGGAAGGAUGGUCAAUCUAUUGGACGGGGAAACUAUGGGUCCUCUGCGCCGGUAGAAAAGGACAAGAAACCUCUUGUCCCGGCACGACGCCCCGGCUUCCUGGGAAUCGGAGCAAAGGACUCUGCAGGUGGGAAAGGUGCCGAGGCUGAGCUAGGAGCUUGGGGCAAGUCUGCUAUGCGCAAGGCAUCUCGAAAGGCGGGCGAAGAAAACGGGAAUGGCAAUGCCGAGGGUGUCUACAUGCCUGUCACGAUGCGCAACAAAAAAACUGGUGAAUACAUGACCGAGGAAGAGCUCGCAGAGUUGAAGAAAAAGGCCGCCGCCCCACCAGAGAAGGACGACUGGCGUGAGAGACGGGAUCGCAAUCUAGAAAAGAGUGGAAGAGACAAAGAUCGCGAAUACCGCAAGCGCGACUAUGAUGAGGAUUCCGAUCGCUCUGAUCGUAGGAAUGGGUCUUCCCGCCGUGAUCGAAGCCGUUCAAGUGGCCGCCAAUCUUCUAGGCGAUCUCGUUACGAUGACGAUGACCGCAAAAAGGAUGAUCGGUCCUAUCGUGAUCGUGAUCGUGAACGCGACAGAGAUAGUCGACGAGACCGGGAUGACAAGGAUUAUCGCCGGGAUCGAGAUCGUGACCAAGACCGAGACCGAGACCGGCGGUCCCGAGAUGACCGCUACAGCAGCUCACGGCAUUCCUCCCAUUCAUCUCGGCAUGACCGCGACCGAGAUCGCGACCGCGACUCUCACCGAAGCCGUCGGGAUGAUUAA